Molecule: messenger RNA, 1653 nt
Organism: Poeciliopsis prolifica (blackstripe livebearer)
Lineage: Eukaryota; Metazoa; Chordata; Actinopteri; Cyprinodontiformes; Poeciliidae
Exons: 13
Coding region: 196-1653 (485 amino acids)
Biological process (GO): cell-matrix adhesion
Cellular component (GO): cell surface
Source: RefSeq, a predicted model, not a curated record
GUCCCAGAUGAUGUGAGGAGGAUCAUCCUUCCCUGUGUUUGGCCUUUGGCUCUGAGCAGCAACAGAAGAUCUGAGGUUGAUCUGUGGUUUAACGUACGUUUGAGGAACUAUCUGAAGUUCCUCACCAAGGAUCUCAUCAGCUUCAACAAAGUGCAGAACGCCUCAUGUCUCUCCUUCCAGAAACUGGUGUCGUUCAUGGGAACGAACUUCACCUACAGCAGUUCAGACUUUGGACAGCCAGAUGUGUACACCACCAUCAGAAGCUACCUCGGUGCUGAACCUGUGACCAGAUGCUCCAACCUCACAGACCCAGACCUGAACUCCACCUCCUGGUUUGUCAACUACAUUGGCAGCUUUGUGAUAUUUAUCACUCUGGAUGAUUUCAAAAGCUUUGUCAACACCUCCCAGCUGAAUGUGUUCUUGGAGGAUAAGGCUAAUCUGGAGCUCUUUAACAACGCAGCGAUCCCACAAGAUGUAACAGACUACUACAUCUUGCAGCUUUAUGAGUUCUACCCGACCUUUGGACUCUUUAUGCUCCCUGGGUCUUUAAUCUGUUCGCCUGACGUCCCCAGCUCGUCAUUUGCUUCUCUUAAUGAGGCUGAUACGAUGGCCAUCUUGGACAAGCUGAAGAAAUUCUGCAACAGCACAGAGAAUCCUGAGAGAUCUGCGGCUCUGGCAUCCAACAUCAAGGUCAUCACAGCGCAAACAUUUAAAGACCUUGGAAGUGCGUCUUCUGGCCUCACAAACAGCCAGAUCCUGUCUGUGUCUCCUGCGGUUCUGCUUUUGUCUUUGUCCACCCUGAGCUCAGUGAACAGCUGGGGACUGGACCAGGCCAGCAACAUCAUCCACUCCAUCACCUCCUCCUCGGCCUUUCCGGUCAACAGCGCAGCCUCUCUGGAGUUUCUGGGGACUCUGAUCAUUGGACUUCCUUCAAAGUCAAUCAACAGCAUCUCAGCUUCUGAAAUACUCAGCGCCUCCACGAACCCGACGCUUGUUUCCAACAUGCUGGAAGCCCCGAAGGUCGUCCAGGACGCUUUUAUCAGAAAGAUCAUUUCUGUGGACUCCAGUCCAGCCAAAGUGGUGGAGAACGUCCCGGAUGCCUUGGCAGCAGAGAUCCCACCCGUCCUGCUGGUGUUUCCUGAGGGAACUGCCAACAUCACCGCAAUAAACAAGAAGACGUGGACCGCAGAUCAGUCCACCAUGUUUUUUGCGACGCUGUCUGAGCCACAAUUUGACACUGAGCAGCUUUCUCCAUCUGUGCUGCAAGGCUUCACAUGCGGCACAGUUCAGAAAAUGUCUAAAGCCAAAAUCAAGCAGAUGAUCCGUGCCUGCAGGCCGAGGAAAGGCAGAGCCAAGGUGGACCUGAAGGAACCUCAGCUGACCUGCAUGCACAACCUAAUCCGUGACGACCUCUCUCAGAACUUCACUGAUUACCCUUCAGACAUGCUCUCUACUGGAGGGAUCAGUGGCCAAAGCCUGAGCAGAGACAAUGUGGAGGUCCUGGGGAACAUGGUCUGCACUCUGGAUAGAUCCGACAUUGAGAACUCAGAUCCUCUCAUCCUGGAAAAACUCAAAGCCUGCAAAGACCUCUCUGCCAGCCAAGUGGCUGCUAUGGAAACACUGCUGCUGUUGGGAAAACACAAUACGGGCUGA